Messenger RNA from Vollenhovia emeryi, 2046 nucleotides. RefSeq names its product zinc finger BED domain-containing protein 1-like. Lineage: Eukaryota; Metazoa; Arthropoda; Insecta; Hymenoptera; Formicidae. The coding region runs from base 127 to 2046 and encodes 639 amino acids. Gene Ontology annotation, molecular function: DNA binding; protein dimerization activity. The record is from RefSeq and is a predicted model, not a curated record. The transcript is spliced from 2 exons.
CAGUUAUUUCAAUGUUCUACAUUUUGCAAAGUUUUCACAGCUUGAAAGGGACAUCUGCGUUAGGCUUUGUCAUGAUUAGGUUAAGGUCCUUUAUUUAUUGAAUUCUUACUACUUGUUUUCAGUAUCAUGGAGCGUCCAACAUCAGACGUGUGGAAACACUAUAAAAAAAUCAGGUCGGAAGAUGGAAAGAAAAUACAGUCAGUCGUUUGCAAUUAUUGUUCAGCAAUUUACAAAUUUCCAAAUGCUACUCGUCUAAGAAAUCAUCUCGGCCUAAGAUGUCAGAAGUGUCCACAAGAUUUGAGGAAAGAUUUUCAAGAGGAAAACAAUGAGGAAGACGUUGAUGAUGUAGCUGUAACUUCAAAUGUACAAAGUGCCGUUAUUGCUUCGUCAUCGGGUGGAGACAAGCCAACAGAUGUUGUUCAACGAUCCACAAAAGUACGCAAGAUGACUUCAUUUCUAGAUUUAAUGUCUCAAGAAGAAAGUGAAAAAAUUGAUUUUGCUGUAAUGCGUGCUAUCUGCGCCACAGGAUUGCCUGUAUCUGUACUUGAUAAUCAGUAUUGGCACCAAGUUUUUAAUCUUCUUCGGCCUUGCUACAAAAUUCCGUCACCUUUUGUUCUGGGAGGAAGACUACUAAAUGCAGAAUAUCUUCGCGUGCAGGAUAAAGUGAAGAACAAAAUUAACUCGGCUGUGUCUCUGGGCGUCAUGAGUGAUGGCUGGUCCAAUGUUCGGAACGAAGGAAUAGUAAAUUUUAUUGUUACUACUCCUGAGCCAGUCUUCCUAAAAGCAGUGGCUCCAGGAGCGCAAAGAGAAACAGAAGAGUAUAUAAGUGAUAAAUUGAUUAAAGUAAUUGAUACGAUUGGACCUGAAAAAACUACCGCUGUGAUAACUGAUAAUGCCAAAAAUAUGAAGAAGGCAUGGAGACUGAUUAAGAGAAAGUAUGAUCAUAUAUUUACUAUUGGCUGUAUAGCUCAUGGCUUGAAUUUGCUGAUGAAGGAUAUAAUGAAACUUGAAUCACUGAAAGAACUGAAAGAGAAUGCAAAGUCUAUUGUGAAAGUAUUUAAUCACAAACAUGUGGUUCAUAAUGUUUUCAACUCCAAACAAGAACACAAUGCACCAUCUUUAAAGCUACCCAACAACACUAGAUUUUCUGGUGACGUUUUGCUCUUCAACUCACUUCAAUGGCUUUUUAUUCUGAAUGAUAAUUUCUGGAUGGAAAUUCAAUAUGCUCUGAACAUCCUCAAACCAAUUGCUGAUGUUCUUACACCUCUUGAGUCAGACUCUGCUACUCUUUCUGAUGUGCCAUAUUACUUUAAGAAAAUAGAGGAACAGAUUUCACAAGCUCUUGAUAAAAGCAAUCUCAGUGAGACAGAUAAUCUUAAGGUACUACGUGCUUUCAAGCAUCGAGAAAACUUUUCCUGUCAGCCUAUUCAUAAAGUAGCUUAUUUGCUUGAUCCCAGAUAUAAAGAUAAAAAUUUAAGCAGUUCAGAUAUGCCAUCAAUAUAUAAAGUAAUCAACAAACUUUGUGAGCAUUUGAAACUUGACAAAGGUCAGGUAUUGGCUAAUUUAGCUAACUAUCGAGCUGGAACUGGUAUCUGGUCUCCUUACACUGGAGUUUUUGGAGCUGUCGAACAUACGACUCCAGUUGCGUGGUGGCAGGGACUCUGUGCUGGAGAGCCUAUUGCUGUAAUAGCAAUCCGCCUGUUAAAUAUUCCACCUAGCUCAGCUGCAUGUGAACGAGUGUGGUCAACAUUCGGAGGAAUCCACACUAAGAAGCGAAAUCGUCUUAGAAAUGAGAAGACUGAGAAGCUUGUUUCAGUGCAAUGGAACCUACGUUUGUUUGAUGAAUUACCAAAGAAGCGCAAGCGCUAUAUUAUGGAAGAUGCAAGUGGGAGUAUGGAAGAAAAUAAUGAUGUUUCCACUGAUUCACAAUCAGAAUCUGACGCAAAAAGUAAUAAUGUAGAAUCUGAUACAGAGACCGAUUCAAGCAUCCAUUUAGAUUCAGAUCUACCUAGUACAACUGACAAUGAUAAAGCUGAAGUUGAAUAG